CCUGCAUAAAACAAUUAUACUAUAUGGCAAAAACUUUUCAACAAAAACCAAAUGACCAAAAAGAAAACUUGUCUACUUGUUUCAACCAAAAGAAUAUAAAGAGAGUAAAAGGAGUAGUACUAGCCAAAACUAUCCAAAACAUAUUCUCAAAACCUCAUUUCCCAAAAGGGAAUUCAAUUUACUCUGAAUAUGAAGAAAAAGGCAAUAAUAUUCAAGAAAAUGAAGCUAAUGCUUUGUUUUCAGUCAUUGGAAUGACUUGUUCUGCAUGUGCUGCUUCUGUGGAGAAUGCCAUAAAAAAACUUCCUGGAAUUAAACUGGUUGUAAUUGAUGUUUUGAAUAACAAAGCUCAAGUUAUUUUCAACGCCAGUCUUGUCUAUGAGGAGAUGAUCCGCGACACCAUAGAGGACGUCGGAUUUCAGGCUAAAUUGUUAAAAGAAGAGAUGAAUCAGAAGUCCUCUCAAGUAUGCAGGAUUCAAGUAAAUGGAAUGACUUGCACUUCUUGUUCCACAACUCUUGAAUCAGCAUUGCAGGUAAUCCCUGGUGUACAUAAAGCACAAGUCGCAUUAGCAACUCAAGAAGCUGAAAUCUGUUAUGAUCCAAAAAUAGUAGAUUACAAUCAGCUGUUAGAAGCUAUUGGAAAUACAGGAUUUGAAGGCAAAUUGAUUAGUACAGGAGACGAUAAGAGUCGUAUACUGCUAAAAGUUGAUGGAGCUAACACUGAGAAUUGUGUUAAACUGAUAAAGAAUUCUCUUCUUGAACUUCAAGGAAUUCAAGAGAUAGACUUUGACCUGCAGCUCAAAAAAUUAUCAGCCACUUAUAGAGCAGAUGUAACAGGACCGAGAGACUUUAUUCGUGCAAUCGAAUCAACUGGAUCAGGAUGUUUCAAAGCAUCUAUAUUUCCUGAGGGAAGAGAAAGAGACGAACAUAGACAUCAAGAAAUCAGGCAAUACCAUAGAGCUUUUCUUUGGUGUUUAGUAUUUACAGUUCCCGUCUUUUUUACUUCAAUGGUUUUUAUGUAUAUUCCUGGUUUGAAAAAUGUAUUGGAAACUAAGGUUGUCAACAUGCUAAACAUUGGAGAGGUUCUGAGAUGGGCAUUAUCUACACCAGUACAGUUCAUCAUUGGUCGAAAAUUCUAUAUUGGUGCCUAUAUUGCCUUAAGCCAUGGUUAUGCAAAUAUGGAUGUUCUUAUUGCAUUAGGAACAAAUGCAGCUUACUUUUAUUCAGUCUAUUCAGUACUAAGAGCUGCUACUUCUCCAACUUUCAAAGCUAGUGACUUUUUUGAGACUAGCUCAAUGCUUAUCUCGUUCAUUCUACUUGGGAAAUAUCUGGAAGUUUUGGCUAGAGGAAAGACAUCUGAGGCCAUUGCCAAGCUCAUGGAUUUGGCCCCAAAGACUGCAACACUGUUAACAAUAGAUGACAAAGGCAAUGUGGUAAAUGAGGAAGAAGUUGAUAGCAGAUUGAUACAAAAGAAUGAUGUGAUUAAAACCAUUCCAGGUUCAAAAGUGGCUUGUGAUGGUCUUGUCAUCUGGGGACAAAGCCAUACAAAUGAAAGCAUGAUAACAGGAGAAUCUCGUCCGGUCACAAAAAGGACGGGUGACAUGGUGAUAGGAGGGACUUUGAAUGAGAAUGGGGUGUUACACAUCAAGGCAACAAGGGUUGGGUCAGAGACUGCUCUAUCGCAGAUUGUUCGGUUGGUUGAAUCAGCACAAAUGGCUAAAGCUCCUGUACAGAGAUUUGCUGACCACAUUUCCAAGUACUUUGUGCCUCUUGUCAUUGCUCUCUCAUUUUGUACUUGGGUUUCUUGGUUUUUAGCUGGAAUGUUUAAAGCUUAUCCAAGAACUUGGAUUCCUUCUUCCAUGGAUAGCUUUGAGCUUGCCCUGCAGUUUGGCAUAUCGGUCAUGGUGGUAGCCUGCCCCUGCGCACUCGGCCUAGCUACUCCCACUGCCGUUAUGGUCGGUACUGGAGUUGGCGCUUCCCUUGGUGUCCUCAUUAAAGGUGGUCAAGCAUUGGAGAGUGCACGAGAGGUGAACUGUAUAGUUUUUGACAAGACGGGCACUCUUACUAUUGGUAAGCCUAUGGUUGUCAAUACUAGGCUUUUCAAAACUAUGGUACCUCAAGAAUUCUAUGAACUUAUUGCUGCUGCUGAGGUAAAUAGUGAUCACCCCUUAGCCAAGGCAAUUGUUGAGUACGCGAAAAAAAUGAGAGGAAGUGAGGAGAAACUUAUCUGGCCUGAAGCCUUGAACUUUGAGUCCAUAACUGGUCAAGGUGUGAAGGCUAUCAUCUGCAACAAAGAAGUGAUUGUGGGGAACAAAAGCUUGAUGCUAGAGGAGGAGAUUGCCAUUCCAGUUGAAGCUGAAGAAGCAUUAGCAGAAACAGAAGGACUGGCUCAAACCGGCAUCCUAGUAUCUAUCCAUAAAGAGCUGAUAGGUGUUCUUGCCAUUUCCGAUCCAUUGAAGCCAGAGGCUCCAGAAGUCAUCUCCAUUCUAAAAUCCAUGAACAUUGAGAGUAUGAUAGUAACAGGCGACAACUGGGGAACAGCAAAUGCCAUAGCCAAGCAAGUUGGAAUUGACUCAAAAUAUGUUGUAGCAGAAGCCAAACCUAAGCAGAAAGCUGAAAAAGUGAAGGAACUACAGGAAUUAGGCAAAGUUGUGGCAAUGGUGGGAGAUGGAGUUAAUGACUCACCGGCACUUGUGGCUGCUGAUGUAGGAAUGGCAAUUGGUGUAGGCACAGAUAUAGCAAUUGAAGCAGCUGACAUUGUUCUUAUGAAGAGCAGCUUGAGUGAUGUGAUAACUGCAAUUGAUCUUUCCAAGAAAACCUUUAAGAGAAUCCACCUCAACUACUUUUGGGCUUUGGGAUAUAACCUCCUUAGCAUCCCAAUUGCUGCUGGGGUUCUGUUCCCAUUUACUGGUUUUCGCUUACCACCAUGGGUUGCUGGGGCUGCAAUGGCUGCUUCUUCAGUGAGUGUUGUUUGUAGCUCUCUUUUGCUGAAGAAGUACAGGAAACCUAAGAAGCUGAACACACUUGAUUUACACAGAAUCAUUGUUGAGUAAUUCUUGGCUGCUAACUUAGUAGCAAGCUAAACUCUGUAGAUUUUUGGCCAAUGGGAGAAAAAAGAUACAUCCAGUGGAUUAUUUUCUGUUAAGUCAUGUUCUUUAUAUAUUAUGUUCAACAAGAAAAAACUGGAAAAGCAAAUAAAGGACACUUGAAACAACUGGUUGGGCUCUUUUUAGAACCCCUUA
Nicotiana tabacum (common tobacco) is the source of this 3239-nucleotide messenger RNA. Its product is annotated as putative copper-transporting ATPase HMA5. Gene Ontology annotation, biological process: monoatomic cation transport. Gene Ontology annotation, molecular function: ATP hydrolysis activity; ATPase-coupled monoatomic cation transmembrane transporter activity; ATP binding. Gene Ontology annotation, cellular component: membrane. NCBI's taxonomy places the organism in Eukaryota, Viridiplantae, Streptophyta, Magnoliopsida, Solanales, Solanaceae. The record is from RefSeq and is a predicted model, not a curated record.